AUGAGCCUGUUCCAUCCUGUUCUAUGGAUUUUGAUCAUCUCCGGUGGCUUCUACGAGGUCGAUUGCGCCUACGUUGAUAGUAGCUUCUACGGGGUAUGUCUUCCUGUUAAUGCGUUUUUUUACCUGAAUUCCUCACCACUUGCACAAAAUUUCGUUGAUUUUGCUUCGCCAGUAAGGUUGAGCUUAAGAGGGAAGAAUAAACGUUUUGGUGAAGUCGUGAUUUGCUUUUGUGUCGGUCUUUAAAAUGGCCACUCACGCAAUCAAAAAUGUGCAACUCAAAAAUCAGCUCAAGAAAGGAUUCGCUGCACGUCCGUAAGCUGUCACGACUAAUUGAUUUAGACGCGCGCGUGACCUUGACUGGCAUUGCGGCCAAUAGGCCCAUGGCUUAACUAUAGGCUACCCCCUCAGACUUAGCCAAGAUCAGCGGAGUGACUCCAUGCGCAUACACACGUUCUGGUUCUCUUCUUCCACAUUUCGCCCCGAUAAAUCGCUAUUCAUGUAUAUCCACUCGAUAUCUAUUGCUACUAGGGAUAAUUAGUCGUUUUAUUUUGAUGCACAGAAUCUAACGCUUGUCGCAAAGGGACUAUGGACUCAGCUAAAUUCAGUGUAUGCUUUCAGAUAUAAUUGCAGGGAAUAAAUUCUUGCUACAUUCGAAGAACUGAUUCGCGACAUUACUGGGAGACUUGACAUUUUACAGGGACGCCUGUCGAGAAAAUCUGAAAGUUUUAUUCCAGGUUAUGCCGUUUUAAUUUAACUCCUGUUCAAAUGCAAACGUCACAUAAAGCAACCAGUAGUUCUGCGCGGUGAUGAGACCACACGUGGAUAUUACAAACGAGUCUGUCUGCUGAUCUUGCCACGACAGCAAAAUCCAUGGACAGACCCUCACCCUCACCACAACCUUCAGAACAGGUUCCGAGGAGUAAGAGAGAGCUCAGAUGCCGAUAGAGACUGAAUGAAGGCUGGGGUAAUUUGGCAGUCGGACGAAAGGUGCAUGUUCAAGCGCUACCGGGGCAGGCGUGGUGCUCCUUGUGCGAGGACGUACCUGCAUCAGGCCCGAAGCUGAUUGGCCAUUGUGGGUAGCUGUGAUUGAUCGAAAGUCAGACGGAGCCUCUCGACUUAAGCGAACGACUGAUGUUGCUGGUGCAGUGGUGCAGCUGGCGCCCCAAACAGGAUCACUGGAGAAUCGCCAGCCACCCAUGAUGGACAGUCAGAAGGGGUAUUUGAAACGUCAUGCCCUUAAUAAACCAAAUAAAUCCACAGUUCACUUCAGUUGGCAGAUCGUGCAACACAAGGGACUGGGAAAAGCAAUCUAACCUAACGUGAGACUCCAUUUAAGCACGAUCAAUAAGACAAGUUCAUUUGGUUGUCAGGGCCUCACUAAUAACUGCCUCGGCAUCCCCAAAGAAAUUCUAAAGUUAAUAAACAAAUAUAAUCAAACCUCCGUGAAAGACAAGGUCAGUCACUGACUGUGGGUCGGAGGCAGCCGUGAUUUGCGCUCAUACAUUUGCACUCCGUCUUCUUUCCACUCUGCCUUCCGUCAUCCGUGAUUGCAGGACAAAGUCAGAAGGAUCGGAAAAGGGCGUGAAAAAACAAACAAAUACAAAACCAUCUACGCGUCCCGCACACAAGCUCUCCGCCAACGCCACAGUUCGCAGUCUCUUUACAGCUGGAGGUCUUGGGUUAUACGCAAUAGGGCGUGCAGCAAAUAUCAUAUUAAGAAGGGCCAAGUUAUCACAUUAGUCGGCCACGAGCCCGUUGCCCUGAUCGGUGAGUACCCCUUACCAUUGUGUGUACCCGAUCGAAACCAACAGGGCAACGGUCUCGUGGCCCAGUGGUUAGAGGCGUGGACUUCUAACUAACAGGUCGCGAGUUCGAGCCUCGGGUGUUCCACAUUUCGGGGUUGGGUAUUACUGGCUGACGACGGCUAAUAAGUCAGAAAUGGCCAUAUCAGUCUCCCUUGUCUUUGUCGGUAAUGCCAUUCUGCCUAUAUCAUGCGCCGCUGCGCGGCUGCUGGUUGGGCUCGAGAGAGAGCCCGUAAGGCACAACGGAACGAGUGAGUUCCGUACGAACGAUCGAUGAGCGCCCCCUACCUUUGUAAUUUGGAAGCCUGUCACUGAUAUACGCGUGUACGGCAGUAGUUAGGGGUUACAUGGAAUCAGCAGGUCUCCUCAAAGGGAUGAUAUGAGUCAGUGCGGCUCCCUUUGUGUAUCCGCACACCUGUAAAGCUGCCGCUUCUAGAAAUAGGACAUUCACACCGCCGAUGAUCAACAGGUGACUCCUAGCCGCUGAAUCACGAGUAUCAAUGAAGCCAUUUUCAACACUGUCAGGUGGUAUUGGUACCGACAAGGAUGGGGGUAUUUGCUCGGAUCCUCAGAGCAGACAAACCCCGAAAAAGUUGUAAUUUUUUUGGGAAGGGAUUGCCACCUCUCUGAAAGCAACAUGAUCUGUCGAGGUACAGCGAUCGACAACUCAGAGGCGCCCAAACCAUAAGGCAGGGAGGACAGUUAUAUGGACAAGCCUUAGUGAUGCGAGCGGGGGCACACGCAGUUCAACAAGCAGCUACAACAAGUCUUCUCAUCGGGCAAAUUGUAGUCGAAAUGUAUGCGCCUGAGUCUCAUCCGGCUGCGGCCAAUCAGUAGAGGAAGAAGCGCCGAUCAUCGCCCCGGUGUCGGCUAUUCAAGAUCUGCCACACGCGCGUGAUCAGGAAUUAACAGGCAUGCUUGGCGAACCGAAUGCAGCAUAGGUAAGUGAGUGCGUCGGCGACCAGGGGAGCGGACUGCCACAGACCAAGCAGCCAGUGGAACAUGUGAUGAGGAAAAUAAAAUUAGACAACAACUUUUAUGGCGCAAUAGUUCAUUUAUUCAGCAAUUGAGAACCUCGAUGGAUACCCAAAGUCGGAAGGUUGCGUGUUUGAAUCACGCCAGCGUCACCAAUGGUCAGCGUGCGAUGGUUAAACGGUUCGAGGUUUUCCGAAUCAAAAAUCGGAGACGACAGAGUUAUUGGACGAACUGUCGAUGUUGUAUGGUCGACGACACGAAAGUUCCCAAAUCAAAAGUCAGGGAAGACAGAUUAGGUUGGGGAAGGAGGGUACAAAAGGCUUUGGAAGCAGUUGCUACAAGCUGUCUCUUGCUGGAGUGUUGUGUGCGCCUCUGUAACUAAUCAGCGAAGAAGCCACACUGAUCGAAUUUAAGUCUUCACCAGCCGAUUCCAGCUGUUUUAGGUUGUUAGCCCCCUUCCCCCGCGCGAAACACGUGCAUGCGUCGGGGCUCUGCCUCCCCCCCAAAGCCAAUCAGCGAAGGAUGCAGCGCUGAUUGGUGCCUAGUCCCCGCCUCGCCGGGGCCAAGUCACAUGUGCCCAAGGUCUCGAGUUGAGGAGGAAGUUAGACGGGUCGAAGACGGGAUAGUGGGCGGUCCCGCAGGUGACCUCAAGUCGAUUGGCACGCAUUCCUGCGACCAAAUCCAGAGGGACUAAACAAGAUAUGAGCAUCUGUCCUCUAAGUCCCCGUCUCUUUCUGUCUAUCCUUGUUUUUGCGUGCCAGUGUUCUUUGUUGCCUCUUCGUGACCCUUAACAAGACAGUCCAUAGCAUUUUUCCCUAAUAGAUCAAUCAAAUCGGUGUACACCUGCUCCCCUGUGAUAAAGGAUUUACUGGCCGGCCCCUUCAGAGUUUAACUAGAGUCCGUAAAUACGCACAGGAACCGCGGUUGCUGUUGGAUACAUUGAGUUUGAGACCAUAUAAUGGUUUUAACAGAACUGUACCUUUGCGACCAAAAAUUCGUUUGCCUACCGUCAUGUUGAGAUUGUUCUGAGAAUAGGGUUAUUUUGCGCAACUACUUCAAUGGGAUUAUUGGCAUAAACCUCCGGCCUCUAACAAAUGCGCCAUGUUAGGAAUAGUGCGAUCACUGUGCCCGGUCGACUGGAACACACGCACAUACAGCCGAUAUAGCAGCUAAUCACAGUCGCUCACAAACUCCGCACUCACCCAAUAAAUUCAACAAGCUCAGACUGACAUUCGCAUGGCACUUAUACACGUCCACAUCACCCUCGCGGACAGAUGUGCUUGCAAGUCCAAAGCUGGCUGCGCGUCAAGAGCUCUGACCAAAUCAAAUCAACCAGUCAAGUCAACGUAUUCAGAGGAAACUGCAGAAGUCCUUGAAAACUCCAAUGAAAAAAGAUACAAGUCUGCAGGAAAAGGCGUUAAGUUGCAGUGAUCUAUCAGUAAUUUCAAAAUGCAAAAUAUCUAAGACUGAUAGUGAAACAUGAGUAAAAGAAACAGGUGAAUUUACUAAAUAGCAGCAAACAGAAUUUUGACUUAUAAACUCAGACUGAAAUUUAAUAUGAGUAUUUGGGUAGAGGUCCAGCAGUCACAGCAGAAUAAGCACUCAGUAUUCAUAAAUGGACAACAUGAAUUGGAAACGGACAGCCAAUUGUAUAUUCACAGAUGGCACGAUAUACCAUGCUUGACAACACAGGUACCAGCUAGAUGUCUGAGCCUGUAAGUCUCAGACAAACUGAUAUUCUCUAAGUUAGCAAUUAAUUUCUAAGGAAACUAAAAAACCUGCAUUUCAAUACUGGGGUGUCUACUAGAAAAACGCACGGGGAAUGCUGGAGAACCCAUUGAUUAGUCAAAGUCCUCGCAGCUGUGUCAUGCAGCAGCAGAAUAUCGGCAAAACGCGUGUGUGAGCUUCUAAAUAGUACCUGUGCUGUCAAGUAUGGUAUGUCGUUCUACCCACCUAUAUACAUAUAUAUUGAAAAACAGGCAUCUCAAGAGAUAUAAUAAGGAAGAUGAAAUUCUUUGGGAAACAGAAAACUUUAUUGUGUGAAUUUUCGAGACUGGUUUCCCAGCUCGUCUUCAGACAACUGGCGUGCAUGAGGCACCAGCAAUCCCAGGUGCCCAUGCACACACUGGACACUGGACAACAAUUCGUAUGGGAAAACACUCGCAUUGUUGGCGCCUGCCCAAUAAGGAAAGGCCGCGAAUUCCUAGAGGCAAUGCACUCAGAUGAGGCAUGCAUCAACUGACAUAUCGAUUUAGAUGUCACAUACAAAGUUGUUAAGGACAGAUUCAAACUGGCUCAAUCGAUCCCGAGCAGAUGACUUUAGCCACUCAUAGGAUCCCUUGUCAGGCUUGGUCUAGAAGUUAAUUGCUUUUGCACGCCCGUUGUCUGUUUGAGCUUGUUAGUCUCAACAGACUGAUCUACUCAAAGUAGGCGAUUAAUUCCUCUGGAACUUAUAAAGCCGCAAUUAAAUGCGUUACUGAAAUUAAGAUAGUAACAUGUGGAUAUUUAACAAUAGUGACUAGUUAGAUGAGGUUUAGGGCAUUCCAGCUGACAUCUAACAGCUGAGUAUCCAAACUCCUCGUACAAACACUCAAGUUGCGGGAAUGCACAACAUACGUUAAUAAAGAAUUCCAUUGCCCAAUGAAUCUCUCCAAGAAAAAGACGGAACGUUGUUCGGUGCAACACAGUCCCUUUUUCAGCCAACAAGGACGACGUCGUAAAUUCUUCUACGCUGCUAUUUCGAAAAGAUUUUCCCCAUCCAUCCCAUGUUCAGAUCCUCGCAGCAACUGAAACGUUGGUAUAAGUUCACCUCGGCCUCGUCUACAAUGGAGAAUGUAUAGGUUUAAGGUGGUCAGGCGCUGUUCGUACGUCCAAUCUUUGAGUUCCGGAACAAGCUUUGAAGCAUGUCACAGCACACCUGCAAGAAUAUCUAUGUGUUCCUGAAACCCAGGUCGCCAAGCGUGUAUCACAUAUUUCAGGUGGGUCCGCGCAGAUCCUCCGUAAACUUUACCGAAGAUAUCUGUAUAUCUAUUAACCCAUGAAAUGUUGACCGAAAUCCUGAAAUACGUUUUCUACUCUAAAAGAUCACUUAAGUAGAGUUUUUAUAUUCAUCGCCUGCAGAAGACAUAAUUUUCAACCAAAUGAGUAAACGAAUGAAUAUUUAUAUGUAUGUUUUCCAUUAAAUAUACUUAAAUUUAUAAGACCGUCGUAAAUCACUAAGAAAAUUUCAUACUACGUAAGUAGUACUUUUUGCAUAACUUAGUUUUUUCAGGUGGCUGGAAAGAAUUUCGUUCAAAAGCCGGCAUUCUGAAGGGCGAUUAAUAUUACAACCCCACUUAAGUAACCUUUUCGAGCCGAAGGCAAAUUUCAGAAUUUUGAUCAACAUUUCAUGAGUUACCAUAUCUGCUGUAGUUUAACAAACGUUCUGCGUAUCGCCUUCAUAGUUGACGUCGUCCGUACUGCAAAUAUAAAGCACUGUGUUGUCACGCUUAAAUCGUGUUUAUCUAAUACUCCAAGCUAAUUUUGCACACUGUCGUGAAGUUGCAUUUCUCCUUCGCUUCACUGGCAUUAUUUGCAUUUUUUUAAUAGACGUCCACUCUGAACAGCAGCCAUCCACAGCAACCUUUCGUCUACGAUGAAUUACGAAAUCUUAAACCCAGUUCACACGGUCUCCUCUAACCCCUAAGUCUGGCAUUUUUUGCAUGAGCGCUUUUGUGGAACGCAAUCAAAGGCCUUUCUGAAGUCAAAAUAAAUGACACCAAAUGGAUGUCCUUUGUCCACUGCCUUUGACCAAAGUUCAAGCGAUGUCAAGAGGUUUGUAAGACAGGACCGCUCCUCGUAGAAAUCAUGCUGAGUUGUGCUUAUCAGACAGUGGAGUGUAUCCAGCAAAAUAAUUGGUUUUUUUAAUUAUCCUCUCCUUGUGAGUACAUCCUCCUGUGUCUGAAGUCGAAUUAAUCCAUUUAAUACAACAAUUUUGUGAAGUUCCGGGAUGUCAGGCGUCUACUAAGAUUAUCUUUAAUGUGUCUGUUUCUCACCUAGGAACCCAUAAGGUUCACCGUCCACGGGAGGGCGUUGUUGAGAAUAAACUUCUACAUGACCGAAGAUAAACCCGAACUUGGGCAGUAUGGAUUUUGGUUUUUCUGUGUGGAUGGUCCCUGGUAA
Molecule: messenger RNA, 6938 nt
Organism: Spirometra erinaceieuropaei
Lineage: Eukaryota; Metazoa; Platyhelminthes; Cestoda; Diphyllobothriidea; Diphyllobothriidae
Source: the annotation of a GenBank genome assembly